GAAGGGAGACUUUGCCCCAGUUCCCUUAUGCCCCCUGCAGCCCUGCCAGUGGGGAACGUGGAGGAAAAGGAGAGGGAGCUUGAACAAGACUUCCAGCUGUUGGGCCCUAGUUGGCUGUGACUGAGGAAUUUGCACCUCUUGGGGAUGCAGCCAUGGACUUCACCUUGGACUGGGAGCACCUAGGGCUGGACCAGGGGAACCUGUUCUGGGACACAGCGCUGGACAACUACCAGAACCUUUUCCUUCUAAACCCUUCCAAACCCAAACUGACCUCCCAGCCAGAUGGCGCCGAAGAGCAGAAGGUGCUGGAGAGAGAAGGCCCAGAAUCAGCGGGCCCCAACCCGGCUGAGAUCAAGAACUGUUUUCUGGGCCAAGACUUCUUGGAAGAAGGACUCUCCAAGGAGAUCAUGGAGACGUUUUCCGAGGAUGGCCUCUGGAACUCCAGUUGGGGGAAAGCCUGUGUAGGCGAGAGUUGGUUAGAUAGUUUCCUAGGAGAUCCAGAAAGUUUUCUGAGGUCUGACUUUGUUACCAACAAGGAAAGUCCCAUAGAAGGCAGGAGUCACGAUCUCAAGGGAGAUCUCGGUCCUGAGUCCCUCCUUUCCACAGGAGAGGAUUCUGUGAUACACGAUCUUCCUGAAAAGAGCCCGGCACCAGCUACAUCUCUGGAACACGGGAAUGACUUUGGCUGUGGCUUAGACCAGAGCCGACAGGAGACUGUCCAGGAAGAGGAGAAACUGUAUAAAUGUAGUGAAUGUGGGAAGAGCUUUGACCAGAGUUACCACCUUAUCCAGCACUGGAUUAUUCAUACUAGAGAGAAACCCACUGUGCAUCAAGAGUAUGAGGAAGGUUUCAGCCAGAGUUCUUGCCUCUUUGUGCCUCUGAUGACUCAUACAGGCUACAAAUCCCACGUGUCUACCAAGUAUGGGAAGACUUCCAGUCAGAAUAUACACCACCUGUGGCAUCAGAAAAGUCACUCUGGAGAAAAGCCACCUAAGAAUGAAGAUAGUGACCAACCGUCGGAUCUCAGCUUACAGCUUGCUGAGCAUCAGAAAACCCACACAGGGAGUCAGUCCUACAGAUGCAGUGAGUGUGGCAAGAGUUUCAGCCAAACCUUUCACCUUACGCAGCAUCAGAAGACCCACACCCAGAAACGCUAUGAAUGUGCCAAAUGCAAGGCGUCCUUCAACUUCCGUAAAUACCUCCUCCGACACCAGAAAAUCCAUGCUGCAAACACUCCCGCUGAGUGUCAGGAGGGCGGGAAGGUCUUCAGGCGGAGCUUGCUGCUCGCCAAACACCAGUCUGUUCACACUGGAGAAAAGCCUUACAAGUGUGAUCAGUGUGGGAAACCCUUCAGGAAUAUCUCAACCCUAAAGAUCCACCAGAGGGUUCACAGUGGAGAGAAGCCUUACAAAUGCAGUGAGUGUGGGAAAGCCUUCUACCGGAACACUCACCUUAAUGAACAUCAGAGGAUUCACACUGGUUACCGGCCCUACAAAUGUCACAAAUGCAUCAAGAGUUUCAGCCGGCCCUCCCACCUGAUUCGACAUCAGUCCAUCCAUGCCACAGAAAAGCCCUACAACUGUGCUAAAUGCAAGGAAGCUUUCAGCCACAAUGAACACCUUGUCCAACACCAGAAAAUGCACAGUGUGGAGACCCCUUAUGAAUGUCAGGAGUGUGGUGAGCACUUCAUCUGCAGCUCCACCCUAACUUGCCACCAGACUGUUCACACCAGAGAAAAACAAGGACUUGGGGAGAGCGGGAGGAUCUUGAAUCAGGACUCAGAGCAGAGGGAGCAACCAAGGAUAGGCGAGAAGCACUUUAAAUGUAACAAAUGCGAGAAAACCUUUAGCCGCAGCAAAUACCUGACUCAACACGAGAGGGUUCACACCAGGGUGAAGCCCUUUGAGUGUAACCAGUGUGGAAAAGCCUUUGGCCAAAGUACACAGCUCAUUAGCCACCAGAGCAUCCACUCUGGGGCAAGGCGGUAUGAACGUGGGAACUGUGGGAAGACCUUCAUCCACAGCACUUCCCUCACCAAACAUCAGUCUGUCCACAAGAGUGAGCACCCCUUUAAAUGUAAUGAAUGUGGAAAGACCUUCAGUGAGAGCGCACAUCUUUCAGAACAUUGGUUAAUCCACACUGCAGAGAAACUCUUCCAGUUUAACAAGUGCGACAAAGCCUUUGCCCACGGUAACUACCUUACUGAGGAUCAGAGAGGUCAUGCUAGAAAGAAGUCCUUUGAGUGUAACGAAUGUGGAAAAUCAUUCCAUCAGAGCUCGUGCCUUUCUAAGCAUCAGAGAGAUCACACAGGUGAGAAACCCCACAAAUGCCCAGAUUGUGGGAAAACCUUCAGCCUGGGUGCUCAACUCACUCAACACCAGAGAGUUCACACCGGAGAAAAGCCUUAUGUUUGUCAGGAAUGCGGGAAAGCCUUCAGCCAGAGCUCAUGCCUUUCUGUUCACCAGCGAGUUCACACCGGAGAAAAGCCUUAUGUUUGUCAGGAAUGCGGGAAAGCCUUCAGGCAGCGCUCGUGCCUUUCUGUUCACCAGAGAAUUCACACUGGAGAAAAGCCUUAUGUUUGUCAGGAAUGUGGGAAAGCCUUCAGCCAGAGCUCAUGCCUUUCUGUUCACCAGAGAAUUCACACUGGGGAGAAGCCUUACGUGUGUGCUGAAUGUGGGAAAGCCUUUGCCCAGAAAGCAAAUCUGAUGCAGCAUGAGAGAAUUCACACUGGGGAGAAGCCUUAUGCCUGUAGGGUAUGUGGGAAAGCCUUUGGCCUCAGUGCGCAUCUCAGUCAGCACCAGAGAGUUCACACACAAGAGAAACUAGCAGUGUCAACCUCGUCAGCUCUUUGCUGCAGGUCUCAGCAGACAUCAGCAAGUUCACACUUACAGGUAACAAGGAGUUUAGAAAGUAACAAGUAGCAAUACUUCUUACUACUGGGUGGCAGCAAAGCCCCAGACAUCUGAACACAGUUCAUCUGAGUCCUAAAGUUGAAAUCACAUUGUAAGCUCCCUGCCCCCAAAUAAAUACAUCUCUUUAUCCAUAAAGAGUGAUUAGAAAAUUUGUACACAAGUUUCAUGAAAACACAGUAGUUGAGAACAUGGGAAUUCAGAGGUAGAGCCAGUUGGCUGAUUGAAAUCUCAGCUCUGACACCUGCUACCUGAGUGAUCCUGGGAGAGUCAUGGGACCUCCGAGGGCCUCAGCAUCCUCAUCUGUAAAAUGGGCACAAGACCUACCUCAGAGGGCUG
Molecule: messenger RNA, 3248 nt
Organism: Enhydra lutris kenyoni (northern sea otter)
Lineage: Eukaryota; Metazoa; Chordata; Mammalia; Carnivora; Mustelidae
Product: zinc finger protein 473
Exons: 4
Coding region: 153-2921 (922 amino acids)
Biological process (GO): regulation of DNA-templated transcription
Source: RefSeq, a predicted model, not a curated record